AGAAAGAGAGGGAAAGAGAGUAAAAGACAGAGAGAGACAGAGAAGUGCAGCACGCAUGUCACGUCUGAUAAGUGUGGCUCAUUUGUGGCUGAUGAAUCGUUGCCACUGAAAUAUUGUAAGCAACAACGAAAACGACAACGAAAACUUGCUCAACUCCUCACCACAACCGCAAUUACAACCGCAACCACAACCGCAACAACGACCACGACCAACCGCAAAAUAUCGGCCAGUGGGCUAAGUUAAGUUUUCGAAUUUGGUGUCGAAUUUGUUGCGUGCAAUUAUGAAAGUGGUUGUUGUAGUUGGUUUGCUUGCGAGUUCGAUAUCAAUACGUAAGAGGCGGUCAAUUGAUUUUUAAACACACGACGCACACGGUUAACGCCCUUCGACAAUGGGCCUUUUAUAGAAAGUCUUCCAAGGUAUUUGCGUAUUCGUGUCCACGCCGGCGAGAAUUAUAAAAACCCUCCGCACUUGACAAUUGCACAUCAAAGCCGAGUUAGCACUCAAACAAACCACCCACAAAAACCCAAACCAACCCAAAAACUAAAUCAAAAUGUUUGCCAAGUUGAUGCUCGUUGCUCUGUGCGUGGCUGGUGCCCAGGCUGGUCUGCUGCCCUUCGCUGCUCCCGCUCCACUUGCUGCCGCCGGUGUUGUGGCUCCCUAUGCCUCCAGCUUCAAUGCCCAUCGGAUUAACCAUGCUGUCGCCUUCCCCGUAGCACCUCCAGUUGCUCCUGUUGCCUUGGCUGCUCCAGUCCCAGCGCCUGUGGCCUUUGCUCCACCCAAGGUGGCUUUUGCUGCUCCCGCUUUGGCUCCUGCUCCAGCCUUUGCUCCAGCACCAGCUUUUGCUCCAGUUCCUGCUCCAGUUGCCGCUCCUCUGGCUGCUCCUUUGGGUGCUCCUCUGGCUGCUCCUUUGGCUGCUCCUUUGGGCGCUCCUCUGGCUGCUCCUUUGGCCACUCCCUUCGGAUAUGCCGCUCCUACGCCUUUGGCUUUCGGUGCGCCCGCCAGAUUCGGUCUGCCAGCCGCAGCUCCCUUUGCUGCUCCCCUGCCCGCUCCUCUGGCCGUCGCACCCAAGUUCGCGCCUGCACCUUACUUCUUCUAAACGUAGCUUAGCACAUAAAACUUCCUCCGUCCACAAGGAGUCACAGACUUAGCACAAAUCUCAACUAGUAGAAAGCAAAAAUGCUUGGCAAAUAAAUUUUAAAAUACACUUUUAUUCGUCUUCUUAAAAGCUUCCUCUCUACAAUCGAAUUCCCUUCACAUGUCCAAUGCGCUGAAAGAGCGGCACAUGCUCAAAGGGUGUAUGAGAGAUUGGCACCGAGUCGUAGGUGACGUGAGCAAUCUUCGUAAGCGGAGCCACAAUUGUAUAACCAGGAUGUUGCUGCUCCUCCAGAGUCGCUGGAUGAUGAUAGACAACGGCUG
This is a messenger RNA of Drosophila sulfurigaster albostrigata, 1416 nucleotides long. RefSeq names its product nematocyst expressed protein 3-like. The record is from RefSeq and is a predicted model, not a curated record. The transcript has 2 exons. NCBI's taxonomy places the organism in Eukaryota, Metazoa, Arthropoda, Insecta, Diptera, Drosophilidae. The coding region runs from base 551 to 1096 and encodes 181 amino acids.